AUCUCUGUGUGAUGGGGAGCAUGUCACCCCGCUGCGGCACUGAGUUUGAUCAAAGAAAGAGAUCAGUGAUGAGGUCGGCUUAGCUCGCGAUGUACAGGGUCUCGUUUCACUUGGUCAGCAUUGUCCUGGGUUUGGCGUUGGCCGUCAACGUGCCCAACGCCCAGCCUUCCUUGAAUUCAACAUUGCCUUCAAGAAGACAGCUCGAUUUAGGAGCGGCUGUAAUCAAAUGGCGUCAUUUCCAAGGACUCAGCAAAGAGCAGCGAAUGAUGUGGUCAGAGAAGCCCAAGGAAGCGGCAGUUGUCCUUCAGGGCAUGGAGAUGGCCAUGGAUGAAUGCCAACACCAAUUGCGGUGGCACAGAUGGAACUGCUCUUCACUGCACAAAACCAAAAGCAGAAAGCGCAGUAUUUCGCUGUUGAAUAAGGGUUACAAGGAAUCUGCUUUCGCGUACGCCUUGACGUCUGCAGGCGUGAUGCACGCAAUUAUUAAAGCUUGUCACAAAGGCAUCCUUCCAGGAUGCUGUGGGGAGGUGGAUGUGAGAGACGGCAGAAAAUUUAAAGACGAAAAAGGAACACAAAUUAAAAUUUACAAGUUAGGGGAAUCCUACGAGUUCAAUGAAGUGUUCAAUGACACUGCACAACAAGAAAGGCUGAGUCAACAAUCAAGAAACAGCUGGAAGUGGAAGGGAUGCCCUGCUAACCUCCGUUAUGGAGCUAAGUAUUCAGAGCUUUUCCUUGACUUGCGGGAAAUGAGCAGAACUGAUCUGCAAUCGGACGUGAUUUUGCACAACUACAGGGCAGGCAGGGAGGCUGUAUCAAAAAACGCACGACAACGUUGCAAGUGUCACGGUGUUUCGGGCAGUUGUACACUCAGCACAUGUUGGCUGGGGAUUCCUGAAUUCCGCAGCGUCGGUAACACCUUAAUGGGAAAGUUCAAAACGGCCAUAUUCGUCAAGCAGGACAACCUUGGAAGAAAUGCAGGGAGAAAUGAGAUGGAAAUCGCUGAAGAGACUGACAAUAGCAUAAAUUUCCUUCGCGGGCGGGCCAGGCGAUACUAUCUGUGGAAAAACAGCACGCAUUUGAAAAACCAACACAUGGAACCGCAUGUCUCAGAAUUGCUUUACUUCAAGGAGUCACCGACGUUUUGCAAUGAAGCUGAUGACUCCCCAGGCACAGUUGGCAGAAGGUGCAAUAAAUCAAGCACAGGCACUGACGGAUGCGAUACCAUGUGCUGUGGACGCGGCUACGACUCAAUCAGAGCGGUAAAAAGGUACGAAAAAUGCUCGUGUCGCUUUGAGUGGUGCUGCCAAGUGAUGUGCAAGAACUGCACCAUAGACGAGGAGGUGACAGUUUGCAAGUGAACUCCGUUUGCUCUCCCAACCCACAUAUACAUUGUUUGCUCAUUACCAGAUUCUAAGCUCAUUUUUUAAUCCAUGUUCCUUAGAAUGUUAAAUGUUAGUCAGCCGGUGUCUAUUGCAUCUAUUAUACACUAACAAAUAAUAAUAAAGCAGCAAACCUAAA
Molecule: messenger RNA, 1518 nt
Organism: Cloeon dipterum
Lineage: Eukaryota; Metazoa; Arthropoda; Insecta; Ephemeroptera; Baetidae
Product: protein Wnt-10a-like
Exons: 7
Coding region: 90-1358 (422 amino acids)
Biological process (GO): multicellular organism development; neuron differentiation; cell fate commitment
Cellular component (GO): extracellular region
Molecular function (GO): cytokine activity; frizzled binding
Source: RefSeq, a predicted model, not a curated record